This is a messenger RNA of Anoplophora glabripennis (Asian longhorned beetle), 570 nucleotides long. RefSeq names its product NADH dehydrogenase [ubiquinone] 1 alpha subcomplex subunit 13 (gene ND-B16.6). Bases 41 to 499 code for a protein of 152 amino acids. The transcript is spliced from 2 exons. Lineage: Eukaryota; Metazoa; Arthropoda; Insecta; Coleoptera; Cerambycidae. The record is from RefSeq and is a predicted model, not a curated record.
AGUAUUGACAGUUUAAAAACCUUGACAGAAGUGGUGAAAAAUGGCUACGGGGGCGGCUGAAUUUAGGCAAGAUAUGCCACCCCCAGGGGGGUACAAACCGAUACAUUACCAGAGAAUACCCGCACGACAAUAUUUUAAUGGAUGGGCUCUCUUUGGAGGCUACAUAGCCGUGACUGCUGGUGCUGCUUACCUCUAUUAUCUGAACUGCAAGGUAGUGCACGCUGAGGAAAUUGAAAUGAGAUCAGCUAGCUUUGCAAUUUACCCCAUGUUGCUCGCAGAGAGAGAUCGAGAGUAUCUGAAGCAGUUGCGAAGGAACAGGGAUGAAGAAACUAAGUUAAUGGCCAAUGUCGAGGGCUGGAAAACUGGCACCUGGUAUGGUGAACCUAUUUAUACCACUCAGCCAAAGGAUACGUUGAUCAAUCCAAGAGCGCAGGAAUACUACAUACACGCCUCGUUUAGGGACUUUUCAAAGAGGGCAAACAUUGGGUUGUUGUCAUAAGUUGUCCCAGAUUUGUAGUUAAUUGUAUUGCUUGAAAUUGUUAUAACUUAAUAUAUGUUUUUAAGAAUGCA